AAUUGUUAAGGGUAAUAGAAUAGUAGGCUUGCGGUUAACUUUGAUUUUGAAUAAAUGUUAUUAUAUUAAUAAUAUCAAUCAUAGAUCUACGCUAAAUUAGUCCGCUACUAUGUCUAUAACGACACUGUACUAUUUACAGUUAAAAAAGGAAAAUGCCCAUGAAGAUGCCAUAUGGUGCUGCUGCUGGAGCCAAAUUUGUCACGAAAAAAGUAAAGAAGUUACCGAAAAUUCAGAAACCAUUGAAAACUCACAAGAUUCAAACCAUUCCCAAGAGCCACCGGAUAACUACAUAAUCACUGGGGGUAUUGAUGACAUAAUCAAGAUAUGGCAAUUAGACAAUGGAAAGUUGGAGAUCAAACAUCAACUAGAAGGCCAUUCCCUCGGCUUAAUAUCUGUUGUUGUAAGUCCUGAUGGAAAAACUCUAGCUAGUAGUUCUCAAGACUCGUCCUUAAUUCUGUGGGACAUUGCGUCAGGAGAAAAGUUAAAGACUAUGGAGACAGGAACAUCGGAUGUAUGGACCCUGGACUUCUCUCCAGAUGGUAAACAUGUAAUCUCAGGCAGUAAUGCCGGCAAAGUGUUAAUAUUUGGAGUUGAGAGUGGUAAACAUGAACAGACAUUAGACACAAGAGGAAAGUUCACACUUAGUGUGGCAUAUAGUCCAGAUGGUAAAUAUAUUGCAAGUGGUGCAUUAGAUGGUAUUAUCAAUAUAUUUGACGUAGCGCAAGGCAAGCUGAUGCAUACUCUUGAAGGGCAUGCUAUGCCUAUAAGAAGUUUAUGUUUCUCCCCUGACUCUCAGUUGUUGUUGACUGCUUCUGACGAUGGACAUAUGAAGCUCUAUGAUGUUGUUCAUGCGAAUUUGGCUGGAACAUUAUCUGGACAUGCUUCAUGGGUACUCUCGGUUGCAUUUUCACCAGACGGUAAGAGAUUUGUGUCUGGAAGCUCCGAUAGAACUGUUCGAGUAUGGGACUUGGAUAGUAUGCAAUGUCAACAUGUAUUUAAAGAGCAUACUGAUCAGGUUUGGGGUGUAAAAUUCAAUGCAGAAAGUAAUAAAAUUAUAUCAAUAUCAGAAGAUAAAAGCUUGAAUAUUUAUGACUGCCCAUUAUAAUAGCUGUAUGUAAUAAAAACUACAACAAAAAAGUUUGCUUUCAUUA
Nymphalis io (European peacock) is the source of this 1151-nucleotide messenger RNA. Its product is annotated as WD repeat-containing protein 61. Gene Ontology annotation, cellular component: Cdc73/Paf1 complex. The record is from RefSeq and is a predicted model, not a curated record. NCBI's taxonomy places the organism in Eukaryota, Metazoa, Arthropoda, Insecta, Lepidoptera, Nymphalidae. The coding region runs from base 110 to 1105 and encodes 331 amino acids. Gene Ontology annotation, molecular function: protein binding. The transcript has 7 exons.